Molecule: messenger RNA, 423 nt
Organism: Plasmodium coatneyi
Lineage: Eukaryota; Apicomplexa; Aconoidasida; Haemosporida; Plasmodiidae
Product: SICA antigen
Exons: 1
Coding region: 1-423 (140 amino acids)
Source: RefSeq, a predicted model, not a curated record
AUGAUUAUUGAUAUUCAUUUAGAAGUCUUAGAUGAAUGUCAAAAGGGCAACCUUCAUUCGAGAAAGGAGGACUUUUUUGCCAUUUUGGUUCAAGAAUUUAUGGGAAGUGAAUUCAUAAAAGGAGAAUAUGUUACUGAGGAAGAUGUUUCUAAGGAACAGGUUCGAUGUUCAGAUUCCGGGUUUAGGGAGGAAGACUUCGUUCCUAAGGAAUAUUGUUCUAAGGAACAGGUUCCAAGUUCAGAUUCCGGGUUUAGGCAGGAAGACUUUCUUCCUAAGGAGGAUGUUCCUAAGAAACAGUUUACUGGGGAAGAGGUUCCAAGUUCAGAUUCCGGAUAUAGGGAGGAAAAUUUUGUUCCUAAGGAUGAAUUUCCUAUGGUUGAUGUUCCUAAGGAAGAGGUUCAAUGUUCAGGGUUCCGGGUUUAG